AUGGCUCCGGCCGCGGACCGCGAGGGCUACUGGGGUCCCACGACGUCCACGCUGGACUGGUGCGAGGAGAACUACGCGGUGACCUGGUACAUCGCCGAGUUCUUGGUAGGAAUGGGAUCCUGGUGCUUCCACAUGACUCUGAAAUAUGAAAUGCAGCUGUUGGAUGAACUCCCAAUGAUUUACAGCUGUUGUAUAUUUGUGUACUGCAUGUUUGAAUGUUUCAAGAUGAAGAACUCUGUAAACUACCACCUGCUUUUUAUCUUAGUUCUAUUCAGUUUAAUAGUAACCACAGUUUACCUUAAGGUAAAGGAGCCUAUAUUCCAUCAG
Molecule: messenger RNA, 327 nt
Organism: Enhydra lutris kenyoni (northern sea otter)
Lineage: Eukaryota; Metazoa; Chordata; Mammalia; Carnivora; Mustelidae
Product: alkaline ceramidase 3-like
Exons: 5
Biological process (GO): ceramide metabolic process; phytosphingosine biosynthetic process
Cellular component (GO): endoplasmic reticulum membrane
Source: RefSeq, a predicted model, not a curated record